This is a messenger RNA of Xenia sp. Carnegie-2017, 2826 nucleotides long. RefSeq names its product serine/threonine-protein kinase/endoribonuclease IRE1-like. Lineage: Eukaryota; Metazoa; Cnidaria; Anthozoa; Malacalcyonacea; Xeniidae. The transcript has 9 exons. Gene Ontology annotation, biological process: protein phosphorylation; IRE1-mediated unfolded protein response; intrinsic apoptotic signaling pathway in response to endoplasmic reticulum stress. Gene Ontology annotation, cellular component: IRE1-TRAF2-ASK1 complex. Bases 395 to 2539 code for a protein of 714 amino acids. The record is from RefSeq and is a predicted model, not a curated record. Gene Ontology annotation, molecular function: protein serine/threonine kinase activity; RNA endonuclease activity; ATP binding.
UCGUUUGUAAAGAGUCGAGCUUAACACGGCAACUUCAAGCUGUAUGCAAGAACGAAUAUUUGUACUCCUAAAUAUCUACAUCAUAACUGCCUCUAAACUUGGAAAGCAAGCUGUGCAUUAUCUUGUCUUGACAACUAUUUGGCAAAUUCUAUUCUUGCACGAGCGAUUUUCAAAGGAACACGAACGCCGAUAUUUUACAGAACGUUAAGUGAUUUGAAAGAUCGAAUGUUCAAAGUUUGGAGCCAUCAACUAGUAAAAGUUGCCCAAAAUAAUUUGCCACGUAUCAACUCAAAGGACGAAGCCAUUUGACGCUUAACUUAUCAGAACGUCAAGAUAUCUGAAAUAACGAAUGUUCAAAGCUUCAACCGUCGACCAGUAAAAGAUCUUGCAUGAAAUGGAAGCAACUUCUUCAAGACUUUAUCAAGAAACAAGUGAAGCCAGUAGUAAACGUCGCAGCCCUAAUAUUGACGAAAAACAGUUUCCGAAGUGGAAAUGCUCUGACAAAUCAACAAAGCACAAAAACCUGUUGCUAAAGUUGAUAGAAUAUGGACGUAAUCCCAAUGUGAAGCUUGAAAAUGUGGGCGAUGUACGUGUAAUUUUCUCAGACGAGUUUUGCAUCGGCAAAGGAAAUAAUGAAACCCGUGUUUAUCUUGGACUGACAAAUGAUGGCCACGGUAAAGCAGUGAAACGAAUGCGUAUAGAUAACUACCUCCAGCCUGCACAGCAUGAAAAGAAAAUUUUAAAUGAAUUCAAUGCAAAAAAGUCGAAAUAUGUUGUGAAUUAUUCUUUCCUAGAGGAAAAGAUUGGAACAGAGUAUGUAUAUUUGAUAUUAGACUUAUGUGAAGAAUCAUUGGAGAGUUUCGUAGAAUCUUCUACUUUGGAAGAUCUUCAAAAAGCUCUUCCCGAAAUUCUCAGACAAAUUUUGCAAGGAUUAGCUGAUCUUCAUAGUGGCGAAAAUCCUAUUAUUCAUCGGGACUUAAAGCCCAGCAAUGUUCUCCGAGACACACAAGGCAACUUUCUGAUAGCUGACUUUGGCAUUAGUCGAAUAUUGAAGAAUGAUUCUUCGACAUAUGAAAGCAGUCCUAACAAAGGAACGGAGUAUUGGAUAGCUCCAGAAUCAUAUUGCGAAAAUGAUGAUUCUGUUGAUAAAGCGCGUUACAAAAGAAGGUCUGAUGUAUAUAAUGCAGGGAUGGUAGCUUAUUAUGUUGCAACAAAAGGGAAACAUCCUUUUGGAAAUAAACGGCAUAGAUUGGACAAUAUGUUAAGUGGAAAACCUGUUGGCUUGGAUGAAAUCAAGGAUGAAACAUUAAAAGACCUUCUGUCGUGGAUGUUGAAACUACAACCAGAAGAAAGACCAUCUGCCAACGAAGUCUUGAAACAUCCAUUUCUUAUGUCGAAUGACGAGAAAUUUCACUUUUUAUGUAAAGUUGGUGACAUACAGUCGAUUAAAACAAAUGAUCCCCAAUCUAAUAUCGUCCAACAAUUGAAUAUUGAAUCUUCAAAUUGGAAAAGUCAAAUGGAUAACGAUGUUUAUGAAUAUUUGGUAAAUGGAAGAGAGUAUAAAUCUUCAUGGGCAGAAUGCUUAAAGCUCAUUCGAAAUAUUGACCAGCAUUGGAACGAUCCACCACGACCUCUACCACAACCAGAACCAUUUUAUAAGAUUGAUGAUUACAGGGCGUAUUUUCUUAAAACGUUCCCCAGUCUUCCUGUUCGUUUACAUGCAGCUGUCAGGUCAAAUGAAGAAUUGAAAAACAAACCAAAACUUAAGGAAGAGUGGAAAUACAUUGAGGAAUCAACGAAACAUAGAGAAUUGCUUUUAAAGUUGAUUGAAUAUGGACGCAAUCCCAGUGUUGAGGUUAAAGUGGUGGGCAAUGUGCGUGUAAUAUUCUCAGAAGAAUUUUGCAUUGGUGAAGGAAGUGAUACAACCCUUGUUUUUCUUGGACUGGGUAAGGAUGGUUACGGUAAAGCAGUGAAACAAAUACAUCGACAUCAAUUUAUCCAGCUUGCACAUCACGAAAAGAAAAUUUUAAAUGAAUUCAAUGCAAAGAAGUCGAAAUAUGUUGUGAAUUAUUUCUACUUAGAAGAAGAGACUGGAACAGAAUAUGUUUAUUUGAUAUUAGACUUAUGUGAAGAAUCAUUGGAGAGUUUUGUUAAGUCUUCUACUUUGCAUGAUCUUCAACAAGCUCUUCCUGAUAUUCUUAGACAAAUUUUAAAAGGAUUAGCUGAUCUUCAUAGCGGCCCAAAUUGUAUUCUACAUCGGGAUUUGAAGCCUUCCAAUGUUCUGCGAGACUCAAAAAGCAAAUUUCUGAUAGCUGACUUUGGCAUAAGUCAAAUAAUGAAGAAUUACCCUUCAACAUAUAAAAGCAGUACUUCCUUAAGAAUUGCACAUUGGAUAGCUCCUGAAUCUUAUUGCGAAGAUGGUGAUUCAGUAAAUAAAGCCCGUUACAGUAGAAGGUCUGAUGUAUAUAAUGCAGGGAUGGUAGCUUAUUAUGUUGCAACAAAAGGAAACAUCCUUUUGGAACUAAACUAUAUAGACUGAUCAACAUGUUAAAUGGAAACCCUGUUGGUUUGGAUGAAAUCGAGGAUGAAACACUAAAGGACCUUCUGUCGUGGAUGUUAAAUCUAAAACCUGAAGACAGACCAUAUUCUAACGAAGCAUUAAAACACCCGUUUCUCAUGUCAGAUGAUGAGAAGUUUCAAAUGUUAUGUAAAGUUGGGAACCUUCAACAGAUUAAGACAAAUGAUCCCCAGUCAAGUGUCGUUCAAAAAUUGAAUAGCGAAUCCGUAUAUUGGAAAAGUCAAAUGGAUUGGAAUGUCUAUGAUUAU